AAGUUGUAAACAUGGAGGACUCCUGCGAUUAAAAGUCCUGAGCUCGAUUUGUUUUGAGCAAACGGGACGAUUCCUGAAUGCGGGGCUCCUCCAAAAACAGCCUAUUUUGCUUUUGGAUCGUUUAUCCGUCUUCUGGGGUUGCAUUUGUCUCCCUCUGAACUCUGCAUUCAAUUUUGAGGUCGAGCUGCCUGGAAACCCGCCGGUGGUACAUGUUAGUGCCGGAGCGGCGCCGGCGUCGCCGUACUUAAGGCUGGCUCGGAGCCCGUCGGCCGUCAGUGGAGGAUCGCGAUUCGUGUUGUUGUGAGAGCGGCCGUGUUGGAUCUGCAUGCGAAGAAGCGGCGGCCACUGAGUUCUGACAGACACUAGCUGCGAUGUGGGCCACCCUGGUGACGGCCGGCCUGCUCGGCCUGGCCGCCCUGGCGAGCGGCGACCUGCCGCCGGAGCACGACCGACCCCUGUACGAUGAUCUCAAAAACGUGAUGCCCUACGAGCCCGUCAUCUACUCGCCACCCAACGUCAGUGUCGCUUACAAGUCCACCACCAAAUUCAACCCCAAGGGGAUGGGACACCUCUACAUGGUCACGUCCAUGUUCAUGCAGUACAUCCAGAAAGGCGACCCUUUGCCGAAAGGCUUCCUGACUGUGAAGCAGGGUCAACUGGACGUGGUCGGAAUCAAGGAGAAGCUGAAGACGGACUGGCCGAAGGUGCUGCACCACUAUGCAGGUCCGCUGCUCUUGGCCAUGGUGACCCUGCUGUUCGGAAUUGUGAUGCCCUGCGCCGGCUUCCUCUUCUGCUGCUGCCGCUGCUCAGGAAAGUGCGGCGCCCGUUCGCACGCCUAUGACAAAAAGCACGACCCUUGCAAACGCGCCUUCCUCGGCAUCAUCCUGGCAACCUUUGCCACAGUCAUUCUGUUUGGAGUUGUUUGCGCGUUUGUGACGAAUGAAUACAUGCACGACGGCGCGCAUGAACUGCCGGACAAUGUGCGCACUGGGCUUGGCGACACUGAGCUCUACCUUUCCAACACCAAGGAGGAAGUGAACACUCUACUAGUCACUAACUACAGAGAAUUGCAGACUGUCCUGAAUGACAUACUCGAAGGUAGUGGCCAAAUUGUCAAGGACAAAUUAGCAGACGUCUCAAAGGCAGUCGCCCUCAAUAAUCUGACGGCGAUUGCCACUGGACUGACCAAAAUCAAAGGCGAUCUCUCAGACAUAAGCACCAUCACCCGAGAACUGCAGCAAAAAAGCCAACAGCUCAACGCCGGUCUGGUCGAAAUCAAACAGAAGCUGACGCAGCGUCUCCGGGAGUGCCAACAGCCGUGCCGUGAGGCCCUUGCCAAGUACAACAUUCACGGGCUCUCGGCAAACGCUGACUUUAGCAGAUUGUUGGACAAAUAUGUGCCAAAGCUUCCCAACUUGUCUGGAAACUACCAAAAUAUUUCCCUGUUGAUUGAUUCAAACAUCGGAAGGGAGGUUAUGAAAGGGAAGAGAGCUUUUGAUGAGAUUCAGUUCAGGAUCCAGCACGAAGUGAACACUACUAUUCCUCGAAUCAAACAAGCAAUUCAAAAUGCUGGCAAAGCUUGUGAGGACACUGCUCACAAAAUCACCAACGUCCUGGACAAGGUCAACCAAAAGAUUCCUCAACACGUCAAUGGACGAAUCAGUCAAGGAGAGCGGUACAUCAAUGAAUAUGCCAUUUACAGGUAUUACGUGGACACCACCGUUAGCUCGCUGCUGCUUCUUAUUCUCGUCUGCCUCACCUUUGGUCUCUUCUACGGAUUUUGCGGCAAGAAAGUGGAUCUCAUGUACGGCACUGAUGACUACUGCUGCAACAAGGGAACUGGUGGACGAUAUCUCAUGGCUGGUGUCUACUUGAUGUUCUUGUUUGCGAUUGGAUUGGCUGCUGUGGCAGUGAUGCACCUGCUGGUUGGAAUUGUUGCUGAGAAAACCGUCUGUGAGUCAUUGAAGGAGCCGUCGUCUGACAAUCAGGUCAUGACCCUGGUCGAUCAGCUGGUCAACAUGGACCACGUCUAUCCCAAAGGCAGCACUGCUGGCAUCAAUGUCACUCACAUGAUCAGUUCUUGCCACCGAAAUGAGAGCAUGUACCAAGUGCUGAACCUGGAGGCCGUUGUCAAUGUGUCCCAAGUGUCUCAAUUCCAAGUGCAGUACGGCAUAGUGGACGAAAUGGCAGAGCUGCAGAAACAGAUCAAGCUGAGCAACGAUGUGACCAUCCUGACUGCGGACGCCAAAGUGCGGUUGUUGGACUUGGCUUCUUCGUCUCUGUCUGACAUCGACUUCACUGCGUACAACGACCUCGUUGAAAAUCAGAUCACGUCGAUUGACCUCAAGAAGUUGGCCCAUGUCAUCAACGAGACCACCAAGAAACUGAAACCGGACAGGGACGCCGUCUACUUCUCGUUGAUCAACGACGUCAUGUACAUCGAGUCCUUCCAGACCAACGUUGUGGACAAGAUGGUCGAUUUGUCCAAGAAGCUGCGAGUUAGCACCAACAACUUGCAGGAAGAUCUCAAGUUCAACCACACCAGUCUCAGACAGGCCAUCCACCAGCUGCUCAGAGAGGUUGAUGACGCCCAGGAUUAUCUGCAGAAACAAGGCCCCGAAGAAGUUGUCAAGUUGGCCCAAAUCUUCGUGGAUGAGUUCACUCAACACAUCAACAACUAUCUGCAGAGAGUGGUGAGAACAACCAAGUACUCGAUCGGAAAGUGCUGGCCAAUCAGCCAAGCCUACAACGCAACUGUGAUAUCAAUGUGCAGCAAAGUUGUGAAUCCAUUUAAUGGUUUCUGGUUGAGCAUUGGCUGGAGCUUGGCGCUCUUCCUGCCCUGCAUCCUCGUCUGCGUGGCCCUGGCUAGUUUGUACAGCAAGAGCAACACAUACCUGGGGCCUCUGGACACUGACAUGUAUGAUGCAUACGGUGAUCGAGAUAACAUUCCACUGAACGUUCAUGACAAGAAAUAUGGAGGAGGGGGUCACCAUCGCAGCAAUGGGGGCCAUCAGGCCUUCCAAGAAACAUAUGAGAACCAGAAUGGAUACGAUGGCGAUUACAGUGGCGGUGCUUCCGGAGGCGGCCAUGGUGUCGGUGCUCGAGGACGCAGACCUAUGACGGGCGAGGGCUCCAGAUACAGGGACGCUGCUGCCACCCCUAAGCACUGGGACUUCCCCGCUGGCGGCCCUCCGCAUUACCGCAGCCCACCUCCCGGGACUGAGUACGAACGGCCUCCUCCCUACUAUUAUCCUGGUCCUGGGGAUCAGAAAUGACAGGCUCCUCCUGCCGAAGCAGCGCAAGUAGCAGCGACGGAAGCUCCGGGGGCACCGGCACUACCACCACCGCUGGAACACCAGCCGUGCACACAUACCAGAAACUGGAGGCCCUCGAGAGCAGACUAUAUCAUGGAGGAGCAGCUCUUGUGCCGGCAUCCACGUGGCGCCGUCAGCCACGUCUAAACCCCUCCCGCCCCAGGACGAGCUAAGCUCAAAUCAUUGUUCAUCUGCCUGCCCCCGACUCCGAACUCUUUGAAUUCUCAACUCAUUCCCGAAGAAUCUUUUUCCCUCCCGACCUGUGCCCGGAAAAGACACUCGAUCGUUUGCCGUAGUCUUUUUAGAAGAAACCUCUCUCGAUGUGCCACAUUUUUUUUAAUCCUUGCGCACCACGCAUGUACAUAUAAAUAUUAUGGAAAAGAAGAAGGAAAGAACAGUGUAGAAAAUUACAUCGUAAUAUUUUAUUAUUCAGUCUUUCAUGUCCGUUGUUGGAAAAGAUUUCAAACUCACUGCUAGGGCAUAGAAUCUCAUUCUUCAACCAAUAUCGAAAAAUAAGAUUUUUGUAAAUAAUUAUAUAAAUAAUAAUAAAGAACUGGCAGAUCUGCUGUCAACUUGAUAUGCAUAUUGUUGUGAGAUGUAGCGAUCAAUUUACUGGAGCUGAAAAACGUGGAAAGUCUCACAAUCAGACAAGACCAUAAUAGACUUAUAGAUGUAAAUUUCUUCUCACUCUUGUAGACUUUUCAUAUGUUGACUAAGUAGCAUUAGCGAAACCCAAUUAUUAUUAUUACGAGUAAUAAUUAUCCAAAAGACAUUUUACGACUCUAUAAUGGUCUCGUGCGUGUGUUGCGAGUGUGCCUUUGGAAUAUUGUGAGCUGCCGAGUGAAAAAAAUAAUUGAUCGGAAGAGUGCUAUGAAUUCAAUAUAAAGUUUGGCUUAUUUCAAGUCCACAACUUUGCAAACAUUCUGUGUGUAAAUAGAUGAAUUUUAUCUUUUAUCAAGUGAUACUUGUAACAACUUUUUCAAUUUGAUGAAUGCACGUUUUAGAAUUUUCUGCUGCAUUUAUAUAUGGAACUUGAGGAAAUUAUCUCUCUAAAUUUUAACUCAAAAAGAUAAAGAAGUGCAAUGCGAUAAAAGAAAGGAAACAUUUGUGAAGGCUAGUUAAUUAAUUAUGUGCAAAGAUGCAUAAUUGUGUGAGCGAACAAUUUUAAAUUAUAAGAUUUGAUGUACAUAUGAGAUUGAAAGUGUUGACUUCCACUCAUCAUAGAAUACGAUUGUUUUUUUGUCAAACACAUCUUCAUAUGUAUCUGUAUGAUAAUAAUAAAUGUAUGCAUGUGCAAGAUAA
This is a messenger RNA of Neocloeon triangulifer, 4616 nucleotides long. RefSeq names its product prominin-like protein. NCBI's taxonomy places the organism in Eukaryota, Metazoa, Arthropoda, Insecta, Ephemeroptera, Baetidae. Gene Ontology annotation, cellular component: membrane. The coding region runs from base 372 to 3275 and encodes 967 amino acids. The transcript has 19 exons. The record is from RefSeq and is a predicted model, not a curated record.